Messenger RNA from Clarias gariepinus (North African catfish), 4340 nucleotides. RefSeq names its product netrin-1-like. Bases 281 to 2101 code for a protein of 606 amino acids. The record is from RefSeq and is a predicted model, not a curated record. Gene Ontology annotation, molecular function: protein binding. The transcript has 7 exons. NCBI's taxonomy places the organism in Eukaryota, Metazoa, Chordata, Actinopteri, Siluriformes, Clariidae.
UACAGAUGGUCUCUCCUACCUGACGGUCCUGCGGCUGCGCACUCCACACACUUAGCCAGUCCGCUAACGCUUCACAUCCUGAGGUAAAAACAAACAGGUAACCGAGAAACACGGAGGAAAUUCGUUCUCACGCUUCGUCCUGUCGAAAUAUUUCAGGAUUACCGGCUCCGGUCUCCGCUGUUCACACACACUCUAAGGGACAGGGUAAGGGCUGUGUGUUGUGUAUCAGUCGGUGGGUAAGCGCGCGCGCGUGUGUGUGUGUGUUAGUUUGGACUCCGGGAUGAUGACUGUGGACGGUGCCGCGGUGCUGCUCGGUGUGCUGCUCACGGCGCUCUGUCGGCCCUCGGUGGAAGCGCUCGCGAGCUCCUCGCCCCCGGACCCGUGCUACGAAGAAAACGGCCAGGCGCGCCGCUGCAUCCCGGACUUCGUGAACGCCGCGUUCGGCCGGGAAGUGCGCGCGUCCAGCACGUGUGGCCAGAAAAGCCCGAGCCGCUACUGCUUGGGGACGGAGAGAGGCGGCGGGGAGCGGAGCCGCGAGUGCCGCGUGUGUGACGCGUCCGACACCAAAAGGCGCCAUCCGGCUUCGCACCUGACCGACCUGCACAACCCACACAACCUGACGUGCUGGCAGUCGGAAAACGGCGUCCGGUACCCCCAGAACGUGACGCUGACGCUGUCUCUUGGGAAGAAGUUUGAGGUGACGUACGUGAGCGCACAGUUCUGCUCGAUCCGUCCGGACUCCAUGGCCAUAUUCAAGUCAAUGGACUACGGCAAGACGUGGGUUCCGUUCCAGUACUACUCGAGCCAGUGCAGGAAAGUGUACAACAAGCCGAACCGGGCCGCCAUCACCAAGCAGAACGAGCAGGAGGCCGUGUGCACGGACGCGCACCAGCAGCAUCAGCAGCAGCAGCCGCACCAUCAGCAGCCGGUCUCGGGCGGCCUCGUGGCCUUCAGCACGCUGGACGGCCGUCCGUCCGCUCACGACUUCGACAACUCGCCCGUGCUGCAGGACUGGGUCACGGCCACCGACAUCCGCAUCACGUUCAGCCGCUUGUACGGCGAGGAGCGCAAGGCCGAGACAGAGGACGAGGAGGAAUCGCACUUCUACGCCGUGUCCGACCUGCAGGUGGGCGGCCGGUGCAAGUGUAACGGGCACGCCUCGCGCUGUGUGCGCGACCGCACCGGAGAUCUGGUGUGCGAGUGUAAGCACAACACGGCGGGACCCGAGUGCGACAGGUGCAAACCGUUCCACUACGACCGACCGUGGCAGCGCGCGACCGCCAGAGAGGCCAACGAGUGUGUCGCGUGUAACUGUAACCUCCACGCACGGCGCUGCAGGUUUAACAUGGAGCUGUAUAAACUGUCUGGGAGGAAGAGUGGAGGCGUCUGUCUGAACUGUCGCCACAACACGGCUGGGCGCCACUGCCACUACUGCAAGGAGGGGUACUACAGGGACCUGAGCAAACCCAUCACUCACAGGAAGGCCUGCAAAGCGUGUGAUUGCCAUCCUGUUGGUGCUGCGGGAAAAACGUGUAACCAAACCACAGGCCAGUGUCCGUGUAAAGACGGCGUGACGGGUAUCACGUGCAACCGCUGCGCUAAAGGCUACCAGCAGAGCCGCUCGCCCAUCGCCCCCUGCAUCAAAAUACCUUCUGCACCACUAACGACCACAGCGAGCGUCACGGAGCAGCCAGCAGACUGUGAUUCCUACUGCAAGGCGUCCAAAGGGAAGCUGAAGAUCAACAUGAAAAAGUACUGCAAGAAAGAUUAUGCUGUCCAGGUGCACAUCCUAAAGUCGGACAAGGCAGGCGAGUGGUGGAAGUUCACGGUGAACAUCGUGUCGGUGUACAAGCAGAACGAGAGCCGCAUCCGCCGAGGAGACCAGCUGCUGUGGGUGAGAGCCAAGGACGUGGCCUGCAAGUGUCCCAAAAUGAAGACGGGCAAGAAAUACCUGCUGCUGGGGAACAACGAGGAUGCGCCGGGGCAGAGCGGCAUGGUGGCGGAUAAGGGCAGUCUGGUCAUCCAGUGGAGGGACACGUGGGCACGGAGACUGCGCAAGUUCCAGCAGAGAGAGAAAAAAGGCAAAUGUAAGAAGCCUUAAAGAGAACUGAGGAUGGAGAAGCUCAGAGACACAGAGAGACACAGGGAGACACAGAGAGACGCACGACGAGCUGAACUCAAACACAAACACAGAUCUGACACAAUGCAGAGAGAGAGAGCGUGAGUGUGAACACAGCCGCGUCAAACAGAGAACCGGGAAGCGCGCGGCUGACAUGAAGGAGCACCGGACCGCUUCGUCUUCACCUCCUCCUGCAGCGCUCGCUCGCGCCGUGUGGACGUGCAGCGCGUCUCUGUUAAACCUCCUCACUCUCCUCACUUCAGUUUACAGACUCUCUCACACACACACACACACACACACACACACACACACACACACACUCUCUGGAGGGUUUAGUUAUCAGCUCUUCCAGCAGCACUGGUUCUCCUGUUCGUCUCUGAAGGAUGGCCGUGUUUAUAGUGUGUGUGUGUGUGUGUGUGUGUGUUUAAUCCUGUGUGCAGUACGACGUACAGUAAAUCCCUUUCAGUUUAUAAACUUGCUCUAUUAACACUUCAUGUGCAGUUAAUCUCGUUAAUACGCGCAACACAGCAGCGUUCUAUUGUGUUUACAUGGGAAUGCAUGUGUACCAUGCCUCACACACACACACACACACACACACACACACACGUUUCCUGCUACACAACAGGUUCAGAUUUUGAAAUAACUGAGAAGUUCAUGUUUAUUAAUGAAGCUCGUUAUUAAUUCUGAGUGAACACGAGCGCAAAAAAAAGACAAUGUUCUAUUGUGGUGUGAAGUUUUCAUCUCUCACACACACACACACACACACACACACACACUGUGCCGUAUCCAUUCUCCAUCACUCAGAAAUAAUUUAAAAACCUUUGUCCUUCUGUGCAAUUCAAAAUGUCUGACCGUUGUUGGUCACAUGACCAUCAGCUCUGCAUUUCAUUGGCUAAAGAGCACUCGAGCGUUUCAUCUGUAACGCGGAUAAAAUGUAGAAAUAAAUCUCAUCAGCGUGUGGUGUGAAGGUUAAAGCAGAAACCCUGCAGCGGGCAGAACGCGAGAGAUGUUCCUCACCGACCUUAAUCACACACACACACACACACACACACACACACACUUAGAACUGACGAGUCCAGUUUCAGUUAACUAGAUUAAAUUGACACAGAAUAAUUUUCAGUUCAUAAAUUAAAUAUUUGACAUUUUUAGGAUUUUAAAUCACAGUCAGUUUAACGCCUCAGGUUUUGCUCUCGAGUUUCUUCUUGAGUCAGAAUCACUAAACACAUUAUAAACAGAAAUUCAUAAAAAAAACAUUAUGGAUUUAUUGAAUUUUAUCACUUUACUAUUUUUUUGUUCCAUGUUUUUCGAAUUUAACCUUUGAAAUUUCCACAUUUUCUAAUGUUUAUGAAUUACUUCAUUUUAAAAUGGUUGUUUCGACCCUGACACUAAUUUCUCAUUAAACAUUUAAAGGUUUUUCAGAUUGUUACACACGACUGAUAAAUCUUUAUUUCCGUUCGUUAAGACAGGAUGUUGUGUAGCUCUGAAACCUGAAUCGGCCCGAGACUGACGGAUCGACACUCAACACUUCUGUUUCAUUACAUCAGUGUUAAAAUAUCACACCGCGUACAGCAACGCGCACUCAGGAGGGAGAUUAGCAGCGUAAAAACCUCUCACACACACGCGCGGCUCAUGUUCAGAGAUGAUAAUGAUUUUAAUGAAUUUAAUAAAUCAUUCGGCCUGAAAAAAAAUUUCAUUUUAAUGAUUUACAGAAUAAUCUCUACUGCAGCGCUCUGUACUGUCUUAUUGGGUAGGAGAAUAAACGUGUGUGUGUGUGUGUGUUUUAAAUGAGACCACAGUAUUAAUGGAACAGUAACUCUGUGUUUGUUGUUUUUGUGUGAUUCGGUUAUUUACUGUAUAGUGUUGUGCUGCAGUGUGUAGAAACUGCGUCGCUCUGAUCUGCUGCUCCGAGUUUCAGAGUUUCAGAGUGAGAGUUUCAGGUCACUGUGUGGUGUGUGUCGAUGUGAAACUGUAAAAUUCCCCUUUUAUUCCGAGCUCAAAUUGUUAAUCACAUGACCAGCAUCUCUGCCUUUGAUUGGUUAAAUGAGAAAUUGUUUUUUUUUUUAACUCUGUUUCUAUUGUCUUUUAUGAAUAAUAAAAUCAUAAAGUUCCAUAAAAAUGUUCACAUGUAACCCAGAAUAGGAACAAAUUAGUCCUUUAUUUUUAUUAUUCUCAUUUUGUGUAUUUAUUGUUUAAUUUCUCUUUAAUUCAUGCUCUUUUACUA